Brassica napus (rape) is the source of this 1011-nucleotide messenger RNA. RefSeq names its product extensin-2. The transcript has a single exon. The annotation marks the transcript as partial. The record is from RefSeq and is a predicted model, not a curated record. NCBI's taxonomy places the organism in Eukaryota, Viridiplantae, Streptophyta, Magnoliopsida, Brassicales, Brassicaceae.
UUCACCAACCAGACAAAAACAUACAAACGGUCAGCCAUUUUGGCGUUACUUGUUGGCUCGGCAAUCGCUACUGAACCUUACAUUUAUAGCUCUCCUCCACCACCUCCGGUUGCAUCUCCUCCACCUCCUUAUAAAUACAAAUCUCCUCCUCCUCCGGUUAAGUCCCCUCCACCACCGUAUGAGUAUAAAUCUCCUCCUCCUCCUGUUAAGUCUCCUCCACCACCGUAAUACUACCACUCUCCACCUCCCCCGGUGAAAUCUCCACCACCACCGUAUUAUUACCACUCUCCUCCGCCUCCGGUGAAAUCUCCUCCUCCUCCUUAUUACUAUCAUUCUCCACCUCCUCCCGUGAAGUCUCCUCCAUCACCGUACUACUAUCAAUCUCCACCCCCUCCGGUGAAGUCUCCUCCACCACCGUACUAUUAUCACUCUCCUCCUCCUCCGGUUAAGUCUCCACCUCCACCUUACUACUACCACUCUCCUCCUCCGGUCAAGUCUCCACCUCCACCCUACUACUACCACUCUCCUCCUCCCCCAGUUAAAUCUCCACCGCCGCCAUACUAUUAUCACUCUCCACCACCACCAGUCAAAUCUCCUCCACCUCCAUACUACUACCAUUCACCGCCUCCUCCGGUGAAAUCACCACCUCCACCUUACUAUUACUCAUCUCCACCACCACCAAAAUCUUACCCUCCACCAUAUUACUACUCAUCUCCACCACCACCACCAAAGUCGUACUCUCCAUACUACUAUUCAUCACCACCACCUCCGGUGUAUAAAAAGUAUGAGAAGAAGAGAACACAGAGAUAGAUAUCAUCGAGUCGGAGGAGAGAUGUGGAGGGUCAAUAGUCAUCUUGAUUAGAAGAUUUAUGGCAGACGAUUGAAGUUCCAUCUUGAAUGGAGGCAUUAUGCGGGAGGCGAUGGGGGGAGAGGAAGUGAAUCGAUGUCGGCAUCGAGACAUAGCUUAGAGUUACAGGGGAGGCUGAUUGUGUUUGGCUUAGGGUUACGGGG